AUGCCGUUCGAAGAGUGCACGAUCACACUUCAGGACGUGGCAUACCAGUUGGGGUUGCCAGUGGACAGGCGUUAUGUCAGCGGCUGCCUUUCAGAUUUCCAGAUAUACAUCCAGGGUGGCCGUCCAGCUUGGGUUCAGAAGUACGCAGUAAACUGCAGCUGGUUCCAGGAGACUUUUGGAGAGUGCCCCGAGGGAGCCGAUGAGGAGACUGUGCGGCGAUUUGCUCGUGCCUACAUCAUGAUGUUGUUAGGCACGCAGCUGUUUGCCGACAAGUCCGGUAGGCUUGAUGAGAUGGGUACCUACAGCUGGGGGUCUGCAGCACUGGCAUGGUUGUACUGGUGUAUGUGCCGAGUGGCGAACAGACAUGUGGUCAAGUGGUCAGGUUACAACCCUUUCGGUAGCGAGAAGGGUCCUAGAGUGCAGAUGUGGAGGCUGAUGAUAGACAUGUUACAGGACAGGGAGUUUAUCUGGAUGCCGUAUAGUAGCCCCGAGGUACUUCAGGUUGUGCAUCCAGAGGCUUUGGAGCCUCGGCAUACGGCGUUGUGGCGGUCUGUGACGUCACUGAUAUACUUUGCCAUCAUAGAGUGGCAUUUAGGAGCACCUUGA
This is a messenger RNA of Arachis ipaensis, 606 nucleotides long. The record is from RefSeq and is a predicted model, not a curated record. NCBI's taxonomy places the organism in Eukaryota, Viridiplantae, Streptophyta, Magnoliopsida, Fabales, Fabaceae.